UUCAAAAAUAAUGACGUCACUGUUUUCCCGUGAUGCUUAGCGAAGCGAGCAUUCAGCGUUUGGCAAAAGCAAAAUCUUUCUCAAAACCUUUUAACGAUUACACGAAUCAAAAAAGUAUUUAUCAUAAAAACGGACACCAGUAAGGAAAUAUCAUUUUUGGUUGUAGGAUCGCGGGAUUUUUUUUCUCAACAGGACUGUGAGUAUUAAAACAAAUGUGGACUGUAAACAAUACCGCUAGUUAAGUUCCUGUACAGCUAGCAGCGAUAGCUCCAGCUAGCUAUUAUUAGCAUAGCAUAGCACUGGGUGAUGAGGUUCAAGGUUCCUUUUGUAUUGCCAAAUCUUUUAGGCUUGCCAUGUCAGAUUUACUGCCCGUGGAUACGGUUAACGUACCUUAAUUUAAAACGUUGAAAAUCGGACUCGUUUGUUGUCUUAAAAACAAUCAGGUUAGCAAGUUCCGUAGUCUGUGACUGAAGCCAAUGCUGCUGGGCUUGUAAAUAUUCAUAACGCUGAGAUGGAAUUUAGUCAACACUGUGAGGGUUAAAUAGUAUUGUUUAGUAAGGAUUAAAAUCACCAUUGAAUUGUUGCCUGCAUGUCUUGUACAAUUAAAUUAUGUGAACCUAAUGAGCAAGGGACAGUUGUCAAGGGGGUCUGUUUGCUGUCAAAUGUGAUACAUCUGUUUACCCCCUUCCGGCUAUAUACUCUCAAACAACACCUUAGUUAUAUAUUGCGAUUGUCUUUGGCGAUUGCCACAUGAUUAAAAAAAAUCUGCUAGCAUGAAUAGCGUUUAAAUGUUAUGCAAAAGGUGACUACAAUGCUGACAUAUGUGCACUAUACAUGACCUCUUUUUAGGCAUUAUGGAUCAGGACUACGAGUCCAGGCUGCUAAGACAAAUCAACAUCCACAAUGACAACGCUAGUCCAGUGAAGACUUAUGGAGGGCUGCGAGCUCUCUCACCAGCCGGCUCCCCACUGUCCUCCCCGAGCAAGCACGGCGAUCGCUUCAUUCCGUCACGGGCUGGUGCCAACUGGAGCGUCAACUUCCACCGCAUUUAUGAAAUUGAGAAAUCACACAAUCAAAACAGAAAAACGAAAGAUGGCACAGCAGACAGCAAUAAAGCUGACGGUCUAGCUUACUCUGCACUGUUGAAGAAUGAGCUGCUAGGAGCCGGCAUAGACAAAGUCCAGGAUCCCCAGUCUGAGGACCGCCGUCUGCAACCAUCCACUCCCACCAGGAGAAGCCUUUUUAAAUAUUCUUUGAGUACUAAAAGGUCUCUUGAAGAAGAUGGCAACGCAGUCUCUCCGUAUUCUUUAUCACCCGUCAGCAGCAACAGCCAGAAACUGCUACGCUCACCACGGAAACCCAUGCGCAAGAUUUCCAAAAUACCAUUUAAAGUUCUUGAUGCUCCAGAGCUUCAGGAUGACUUCUACCUCAAUUUAGUGGACUGGUCCUCUCUCAACGUGCUCAGUGUGGGACUGGGCACUUGUGUGUACCUGUGGAGCGCCUGUACCAGCCAGGUGACACGACUAUGUGACCUUUCAGUAGAAGGAGAUUCUGUAACAUCGGUGGGCUGGUCAGAGAGGGGCAACCUGGUGGCAGUGGGAACUCAUAAAGGAUACGUGCAGAUUUGGGACGCCGCCGCAGGGAAGAAGCUAUCUGCACUUGAGGGACACACGGCGAGAGUGGGUGCCUUGGCAUGGAACGCAGACCAGCUCUCAUCCGGCAGUCGUGAUCGGGUCAUCCUGCAGCGGGACAUCAGAGCCCCACCUCUGCAGUCUGAGCGACGGCUCCAAGGACACCGACAGGAAGUGUGUGGUCUAAAGUGGAGUACGGACCAUCAGCUGUUAGCGUCUGGUGGGAACGAUAACAAGCUGCUUGUGUGGAACCACUCCAGCGUCCUCCCGGUGCAGCAAUACACAGAGCACUUAGCCGCAGUGAAGGCCAUCGCCUGGUCCCCCCACCAGCACGGCCUGUUGGCUUCUGGAGGCGGCACGGCGGACCGCUGCAUCCGCUUUUGGAACACUCUGACUGGCCAGCCGCUGCAGUGCACCGACACUGGCUCUCAAGUGUGCAACCUGGCCUGGUCCAAGCACACCAACGAACUGGUCAGCACACAUGGUUAUUCCCAGAACCAAAUCCUGGUGUGGAAGUAUCCAUCCCUCACUCAGGUGGCCAAGCUUACAGGACAUUCUUACAGAGUUCUCUACCUGGCCAUGUCCCCUGAUGGAGAGGCCAUUGUGACAGGAGCAGGAGAUGAAACUCUCCGCUUCUGGAACGUCUUUAGUAAAAUGAGAUCCACUAAGGAGUCUGUGUCAGUACUGAACCUUUUCACCAGGAUCCGAUAGUAAGCACUCCCUCAUCCAUACUAGAGGGGAAUUUUGUUGAAAUGGGAAUUUUUCUUUGCAUGAAUCGUGUCCAGGCUUUAAAUAGUCAUCCAUCUUCUACAGUUCUGAGUUGAUUAGGACUUAAGAACACUCAGUAUUCAACCACCACACAGACUACAAACUCAUAUUUCCAAGUUGUGCAUACCUGCCAAAUGUUGAGUUUAACCUUUUUAAUUGUUUUAUUUAUUCUGUUUUGUUUUUUUAAAUAUUUUUUGCAUAUUUUUGUGUUUGUUUGUCUUUAUAUAAAUAAUUGUGUAAUUGCAAUGUUUUGGUUAAAAUCUGUGGAGUUUGGCAUUGCUUUCAAGGGCUUGCAGGAAGAUGGUAGGUGACAAUAAUGUAAAAGCGUGUUGGCAACAUCAUGGUAUCUUGCAUUAACGGGAUAAGGUUGGCUUUUUUUUCCCAAAUCAAAUGUGUUGUGUUAUAUUAUCAAGCAGUAUGAAUAUUCUAACAAUAAAGGAAAAAAAACAGGUACAUUUGAAGAGAAAGCACAAAAAUGGCCCAUUUCAACCUCGCCAGUGCUGAACACUUAACAAUAGCAACAUGAAAACAUUGCCUUUCAGCAUCAUUAAUGACAGCAAUUAAAGCCUAAAAUAAAAACAAUUAGCUGUGCUUGUGUGCCGUUAUCUGCUAUUGGCUUGUAUUCGUGUGGAGGAACUCGUGCUUUUUUUUGUCUCACCUUCCAUAUCUGCAACCCCAACACCCAUUGCAAUUGUUUGUUUUUUUCAAUUUGAACGAUAAGUACACUUGUCUACUACAUCUACAUAAAUGCUAUUUAUUUGUGUUGUGUAAAAAAGAAAAGUGUUAUACAGUAAUAAUGGCAUGCUUGGUGACUGAUUGGAGAAAAGCAGUUGAACAUCAAUGUACUUACGCUGACUUGAUUUAACACAAGGAAUGUUAAAUGAUGUCUAUUUCUGUACUAAAGCAAUGGGCAAUUAAAGACGUCAUAUCUUGUA
This is a messenger RNA of Doryrhamphus excisus (bluestripe pipefish), 3334 nucleotides long. The record is from RefSeq and is a predicted model, not a curated record. Lineage: Eukaryota; Metazoa; Chordata; Actinopteri; Syngnathiformes; Syngnathidae.